AUGGCAUCAUCAUCACAAGAGAGUAACGUUCGACCUCCAUCUGCGAAACAAACAGCUACAACAACUGAACAACCAUCAGUUGAUGCACAAACGAAAAUCAACAACGACACUACUAAACCUGAAACUAUUCGACCGCCAUCUGCAUCUACAACGAAAGACAAGCCCGUGGAAGCUGCUUCAUCGAAUGAUAAAGAAACAACAGGAGAAAAGGCACAAGAAAACUCGUCUACAACAACAGCACGAGUCGGGUCCGCAACACAAAAACCACAAACAGCAAACACUGACGACAAAUCGACUCAGCCAACACCCGUCAACAGACCUCCAUCUGCAACUGUAAAAUCCUCUGAAGGAGCGUCAAAUGCCGUAGCCACACCACGAGUUGGAUCGGCAAGGCAAAGUACAACUGCACCACAAACAACAGAUAGUAAACCAGCAGAAAAUACUACCCCAGAUACAACUGCUUCUUCGACACCUGCUACGGCAACAACUGAACAAAACUCUAUACAGCCAACUCCAAGACCAGGAUCAUCUAGCAAAAAAGAGCCAGCAAUAAACGCAGGAAGUACUACUCAGCCUGCCAGACCACCAUCAGCAACAAAAAGCCAACAACCACCAUCAUCAAGUGAACCAAGCUCAACACCGGUCGCGCAACCAGGCCCGUCAACUUCUAGUGAUCAAACGAAUCCGACACCACCUAUUAUAGGCCCGCCUGUUAGAGUUCCAUCUGCUUCAUUAAAAGCACCAGAAAAAACGACCUAA
This is a messenger RNA of Didymodactylos carnosus, 759 nucleotides long. The record is from the annotation of a GenBank genome assembly. NCBI's taxonomy places the organism in Eukaryota, Metazoa, Rotifera, Eurotatoria, Philodinida, Philodinidae.